UUUUAUCUUCGUGUUAGCCAAACAGCGUGACCUGCUUGUGUGUCCGAUUGACAGAUACUUGGGUUUAAGAUGGUGAAAUUCAGCUUCACAUUGAGGCCAUUUAUGUAAAAUAGACAAGGUUAAUUCUUAUGAGCGUCACUUCAGGCUGAGUCAAAUCCUUCAGUGUGAAGAUGCCAGCUGGUGUGUCUUGGCCUCGGUACCUGAGGAUGUUAGGAAGUUGUCUACUGGCCAUGUUUGCAGGGGCGCAGGUCGUCCACCAAUACUACCUACCUGAUCUGAGCAUACCAGAGAUCCCACCAAAGCCUGGAGAGCUCCAGACAGAACUACAAGGUUACAAAGUCAGAGAAGAAGCUGUUGCUGCAUUGCAGAAGCUUAAAGCAGAGCAAAAAGUAGACUGAUGUGGAAUCCUAUGUGCUCUGUGUGAUGGACACAGUCAAGCAAACCAUGCCCAAUCUUUGCCAACGGCUAGAAGCUGCAGUGUGGCUGGGAGUAGAGUCAUUUCUGGGACAUCUGCAAGUGGAUGUAUUCUGUGCUCUCUCUUUUCCUCUAAUUUAAGGAACACGAGUGGAAUAAAUGCAGCUCUGCUGGUAUUUUUCUGCAAAGGAAAAUGAUCUUAUCUGGAACACAGUU
Messenger RNA from Monopterus albus (swamp eel), 630 nucleotides. RefSeq names its product ubiquinol-cytochrome c reductase complex assembly factor 6 (gene uqcc6). Lineage: Eukaryota; Metazoa; Chordata; Actinopteri; Synbranchiformes; Synbranchidae. Gene Ontology annotation, biological process: mitochondrial respiratory chain complex III assembly. Bases 171 to 398 code for a protein of 75 amino acids. Gene Ontology annotation, cellular component: mitochondrion. The transcript has 3 exons. The record is from RefSeq and is a predicted model, not a curated record.